ACCAAACCUUGUACGCAAGUAUGAUAUUAAUCAAUUGAAUUCGUCUACAGUCGUACUAGUUUCGUUGCUUUUCCCCCUACGCGACUCUCACAAUUUCUUCUCUUUCGUUUCUGAACUUUCUUCCCCUACGUGAUUCAGUCUCUGCAUUUCAUUCGCUUUCGUUAAUUUCUUGCCUCGCUAAACCCUGCCACGAUGAUGCACAUGACCUUCUACUGGGGCAAAAAUGUGACCAUCCUGUUUGAUUCCUGGAACACCGACUCCUGGGCCAGCUACUCCCUCACCCUCCUCCUCUGCUUCCUCGUCUCCGUCGUCUACCAGUCCAUGGAAGACCGCCGCCUCCGCUUGAAGCUCUUCGCCGCUGGAAAGAAGCCCUUGGUCGUGUCAUCGCAGAACAUGCACACUGCUCUCCUCAACCCCGGGUUCGUCGCCAGCAGCCGGUGGAGGAAAUCCGCUAAGUUCUUGGUGGCCGUGAUGUUUGGGAUCAAUUCCGCGGUAGGGUACAUGUUGAUGCUGGCUGUCAUGUCGUUCAAUGGAGGUGUUUUCAUUGCCGUCGUGUUGGGUCUCUCCGUUGGAUACUUGGUCUUCAGGAGCGACGAUGAGGAGCUAUCUGUGGUCGAGAACCCAUGUGCAUAAUCUUGUUGAUGACAUCUCCAAUCUCUCUCUCUCUCUCUCUCUCUCGCUUAUUCAGAAUGUUUAGUAGUUAGAUCUUUCAUAUGGGUCAUGAAGUUCUUGAGUUUUGUUAUUGUUUCGAUGUUAUUAUCUGUACGUGGAUAAUCGUCUAGGCUGUGUGAUUUAAUUCUUCACCCUAGUUGUAUAUGAGAAACUGUGAUUUGCUUCGUUCAUGCCGGAGAUUCUUCUUCACAGCGUCGAUUUGCAGAAGGCAGUUGAAGGGAGAGAAGAAAGGGGGAAGGGAGAGGGGCUAAAUUGUUUCGAUGUUAUUAUCUGUAUGUGGAUAAUCGUCGAUUUGCAAGUCUACUCGAUCGAUCUACUCCUCUCUAAUAAGUCAUCACGUCUGGUCUGACCACGCGAGAAGAGGAGACUCUCUGGUUAACUUCUAAAACAGAGUUUCAAUCGUCUACAGUUCUACUCGUGAAGGCCAAUCUUGAUACAUGUCAACACUGUACAUGUAAGGUCCACAUGGCAUGAUGACGUGGCACUUUGUGAUUGGGGCAGUGAUUCUCUGGUAUUUCGUUCAUAUGGAGAGGUGGUUGGAAGUUGAAAUUUCUUGGUUGCUCCAACCCCAUCUAAAGCCUGGCAAAAAGUGGACCCCAUAAUGUGGACGCAAGGACUGGAUUGCUCUACCCUCUCAAUGGAUGCAAACAAAUGGGAGAAGAAGGGAAGAAAGUUCGAGAUUUGGCGUCUUGGUAAGUGAUUCAUCCAUGAAUUAAACGAUGUGAGCACCAGUUGGUCCCAUACACGCAAAGACAAAUCUGCCCUUGGAGUACA
Messenger RNA from Nelumbo nucifera (sacred lotus), 1446 nucleotides. Lineage: Eukaryota; Viridiplantae; Streptophyta; Magnoliopsida; Proteales; Nelumbonaceae. The record is from RefSeq and is a predicted model, not a curated record.